This is a messenger RNA of Bactrocera oleae (olive fruit fly), 828 nucleotides long. Its product is annotated as toll-interacting protein. Lineage: Eukaryota; Metazoa; Arthropoda; Insecta; Diptera; Tephritidae. The record is from RefSeq and is a predicted model, not a curated record. Gene Ontology annotation, cellular component: cytoplasm. Gene Ontology annotation, molecular function: ubiquitin conjugating enzyme binding; ubiquitin binding. Gene Ontology annotation, biological process: ubiquitin-dependent protein catabolic process.
AUGGCCAAUGCUGAAAUUGAAUCUCGUUCAAGUCGUUGGCGAAAGGCUAUGGUCGGUCCACUACCCAAUGAUUUUCUACGCAUUAAUAAUGGCGUUGACGCGCAGGUGGCUGCAGAUAGUCAAACAGCGGCAGCUGUAUACCAACAACAAGUGUAUACACAAUAUGUUGCACCAAAUUAUGUUGGACGUUUGAGCAUCACCUGUGCACAAGCGAAAUUAGCACGUAAUUAUGGCCUUACCCGCAUGGAUCCCUAUGUGCGUAUACGUGUCGGUCAUUAUGUAUACGAAACACAAACAGAUCCAAAUGGUGGUAAACAUCCACAUUGGAAUCGUGUAAUACAAAGUCAAUUGCCAGCGGGUGUUAAUUCGAUUUUCAUAGAAAUAUAUGAUGAAUGUAGUUUUAAAAUGGACGAAUUGAUUGCAUGGUGCGAAAUCAAAAUACCACAAAGCGUGAUGCGCGGUGAAACGCACGAAGAAUGGUAUCCACUUAGUGGUAAACAAGGUGACGGCCUCGAGGGCGCUAUCGACAUAGUUUUGAGCUUUUCCAAUCAACCCAUGCAGCCAUAUAUGUACCAAACUGUGGGCGGACCAGCGCAAAUGUUAAUGGUACCGCCUGGUAGACCAAUGCCAAUAUUUGUAACACCUCAACAACCACCCGUCGCCAAUACGGUAAUUCAGCCGGCACCGCGACAAUUAUCCGAAGAAGAAUUCAAACAAAUUCACGAAAUGUUUCCAAAUAUUGACAAGGAAGUUGUCAAAUCUGUAUUUGAGGCGAAUAAUGGUAGUAAAGAUGCAACAAUAAAUUCACUGCUACAGAUGAACGAAUAA